Molecule: messenger RNA, 902 nt
Organism: Cottoperca gobio
Lineage: Eukaryota; Metazoa; Chordata; Actinopteri; Perciformes; Bovichtidae
Product: snaclec A9-like
Exons: 2
Coding region: 182-748 (188 amino acids)
Source: RefSeq, a predicted model, not a curated record
AGGAAGUGCCGUCACUUUUAUAGUUGUGUUAACUUGCCCUGAGUGCUGUCUGUCAGGUACGCUGCGCAAAGCACAAAGCCUGAGUGGCUGAUUCAGGAUGAAUUAACCCUGGACUGACCAGAGGACUAUCCGGAAAACCACACAUGAACAAUACAUACAGCAGGAUGAAGAGAGGUUAAAAAUGGCAACAAACGGGAAGGUUGUUGGUCGUUCCUGGAUCGGUCUCUACUUAAAUGCAACAAAAUGGAAGUGGUCCGGAGGAGGAGAUGCAACAAACAUACUGUGGGGUGAGAAACAACCAAAUCUAAUUGGCUAUGAUAAGGUUGUUUCUGUUUGUUUGCACACCUGUAGAUGGAAGGGAUUUCACGAUACUAGAUCAUAUAGAACAAUGACCUUUUUCUGCUUCAAUCUGAUCGUGCCGCAGUUCAAGAAGACAUGGGAGCAGGCGAUGUUGUACUGCACACAAGAACACAAUGCACUCACAAGCCUGAACUCUGAGACCGAGCACCUUCUGGCCUUGAGCGAGAUCAAGCACAGCAACAUCACUGAGCGGGUGUGGAUCGGCCUGCGUUUCCUGGAGGACCGCUGGCUGUGGGUGAAUGGUGACUCUCUGGAGUACAAGGCCUGGCCCCAAAGUGGAGAUCAGGAUCACGAGUGUCCAAUACAGAAACGCUGUGGAGCUUUAACCAAAGAGGGAGUGUGGGAGAACUGGGAAUGUUGGGACAAACUCAACUUCAUCUGCUAUUAAAUCUCAUUCAUAAGAUUUCAGUUUUCAACAGCUCACUCAUGCUGGAAGUGAAAUGUUAGAUUUUGUUUUAAAAGGCUCAGUCCAAAUGUUAUUCACAUAGUUUUACUGGACUUUACUUCGUACAAAUAUGUUCCACUAUUACUGCCAGUUGUAC